CACGCGCAGUGGCAGUCUCGUGCAUUGUGGGAGCGGAUUGAGAAACAUGGCGGCGCGCAUCAUUGCCCGGUGUGUCCGAUCACUGAACCACCGUGCUGUAUAUUCCAAUCGUAUCAAUACUGCCGCGACAUUAACAGCAACUCCGCUCACCCAUGGCCGAACAUUUUCAUAUCUGACUACUGGACACAAAUCUCCGCUGGCUCAGAUCUCUAGCAGCUCAUUUCAGGUCUUGCAGUGGAGGCAGUAUGGUGACUUGCCCCCAUUAACUCUAGAGACUAUCCAUGACCGUGUCCUCUACGUCCUGAAGCUCUAUGACAAGAUCAGCCCUGAGAAGCUUCAGGCUACAUCUCACUUCAUGAAGGAUUUGGGAUUGGACAGUUUAGACCAGGUGGAGAUCAUCAUGGCCAUGGAAGAUGAAUUUGGUUUUGAAAUCCCAGAUGCUGAAGCAGAGAAGUUGAUGACACCACAAGAGAUUGUUCAGUACAUUGCAGACAAGAAGGAUGUUUAUGAAUGAGCAUAAAUAAUCAUUAUGAGUGUAAUUACUAUUCAGAUCUUCUGAAAAUGUGUGUCUCUUAAGGUGAACUUUAUGCUUAUGGAUGCUUAUGUUUCUGCUGUUCUUCUUUCUUCUUUUUGUAUUUAAACGCGUGGUUAAAUUGGUGUUCAUAAUAAUGUGGGUCUGCAGCAUACUCUGCUAGACACAUGCAUAAACUCCUCUUUCAAACAAUAAGAGUGUGCAAAUAAUGUGAAUAAUUCAUGUGAAUUCUACAAAAUAAAGACUUUAAAUCAGUUUAAAGAA
This is a messenger RNA of Carassius gibelio (silver crucian carp), 796 nucleotides long. Its product is annotated as acyl carrier protein, mitochondrial. The record is from RefSeq and is a predicted model, not a curated record. Gene Ontology annotation, molecular function: acyl carrier activity; acyl binding. Gene Ontology annotation, cellular component: mitochondrion. Lineage: Eukaryota; Metazoa; Chordata; Actinopteri; Cypriniformes; Cyprinidae. The transcript has 4 exons. Bases 47 to 514 code for a protein of 155 amino acids. Gene Ontology annotation, biological process: fatty acid biosynthetic process.